AUGACGUUCAGACUUGACCGCUUGCUUGUCUUGAAGACGGCAGGGAGCGUACCCGAAGAGCCUCGCUCAGCGCCGUCAGCCGCCCCGUCGCUUACAUAUUCGGAGUCGGCCGACGAGAUAGAAAUUGAAGAACCCCGCCAAAAAGAGCCCCGGCCUCGCCGCGCAUCAACGCGAUUGAUCGCGCAAAGCCCGGCUGACGUGCAGCGCAUCACGGGCGAGACCACAACGCAACUGAUUAGAAGGUGCUGCGGUGGUGGCUGCUGCCUCAGCCUGGGUUCCAAAAAUGAUGGCACUCAGUACGAGGACAUCGAGUUUCCCGACAAUGACGCAUACAGAUCGCUGCUGCUCAAGAUUGACCAAAUCCCGACUGCCUUGAGCAACUUCUGCGAUCUACCGGAACAAACCGUAUUCCUACAACCCCUGCGGCGACCGUCCAACCCGCCGUCUCCAAACGAGUCACCUACCAAUGCGGAUCGCAACAUACGCAUUGUCUCCGACAUCGAGAAGACGAUGCAGGGCCUGAGCAUGGAGGAUCUCGACACAGAAAUACAGCCGCCAUCCUUUGUCCAACCGCACCCGCCGCAUCACGUCUUCCCUGCCCGCAUCCACAACACACGCGAGCUGACAGGACAAGGCGCCGAGAAGCGUACAUUCCACUUUGAUCUGGAUGUCACUGGCUACCCCGAGGGCGAAGAUACCGACUUCAAGGUUGGCGGAGCAAUUGGCGUAUCGGCACCCAACGAGGCUUCAGCAGUUGAUGAGGUCCUCGAUCUCCUCCUUAUACCCCGUUUCCUACGCGACAAACCCGUGCUACUGCGGACAACAACAGGAAGAUGGCCUACCGUUUGGGGCAGUGAUCAAGCCCGAGAACUGGUUACGACACGCCGGGAUUUAUUGACCUGGUGCUCCGACUUUCAGUCAUACCCACCAACGAAGCAGCUUCUCCGCGUCCUCGCCGAAUACGCAACCGACAAGAUUGAGCGCAAGAUUUUACUGUACCUAUGCUCAGCUGAGGGGCAGGGCGUCUUCUGCGACUUCAGGACGGGCCCACACGUUUCUCUUAUCCAGAUUCUAAAUGCCUUUCCCAGCGCCAAGCCGCCUCUGGAUUUUGUUCUCUCAUUCCUACAGACCCUAAUGCCGCGCUUCUACUCUCUGUCGAACGAUCCCCACGAGUCGUUUUUGACACGCGACGGCAAGCGACACCGCUUGAUUGAGAUAGCUGUCACUGUUCAUGAGGCGGCUGACUGGCGGUCAGGCAGGCGUCCAGGUGUUGGGUCGGGCUUCUUCCAACGACAGGCUCUCAAGUUUCUGGAAGCCCAGAAAAGGGGCGAAAAGGAUAUUGAGAUCUAUAUUCCCGUGUUCAAGGGCUUGAUGGCCAACCCCCUUGCCAAACAGUUUGUGUCGGACGGGCCCAUGCUCCUGAUUGGAGCCGGAGUCGGCAUCGCGCCUUUCCGAGGCUUUGUUCAACGCCGUCUCAAGACAGCGAACUGUGCAAAUAAGGUCUGGGUUCUUCAGGGUAUCCGCGAUUCGCUUGUCGACGAGCUGUACAGCGGCGAAUGGGGCGUGCAUGAGGAUGAAGUGAAGAAGGUUGUCCAGAGUCGACGUGGUGAGGGUCGCUACGUCCAGGAAGAAGUCAAGCACCAAGCUGACCUUGUCUGGUACAUCAUUAAUUCCGUUGACGGGCGCGUUUUCGUUUGUGGCAGCACCAGGGGCAUGGGCGAGGGUGUCGAGAAAGCCCUGAUUGAGGUUGCAAUGGACAAAGGCAACCUAGAGCACGACGAGGCCAAGCAAUUUUGGGACCUUAAGAAAGAAGCUGGGCAGUACAUCGCUGAAACAUGGUAG
Lasiosphaeria miniovina is the source of this 1842-nucleotide messenger RNA. Its product is annotated as flavoprotein pyridine nucleotide cytochrome reductase-like protein. Gene Ontology annotation, molecular function: FMN binding; [methionine synthase] reductase (NADPH) activity; flavin adenine dinucleotide binding. Gene Ontology annotation, cellular component: cytosol. Gene Ontology annotation, biological process: homocysteine metabolic process. The coding region runs from base 1 to 1842 and encodes 613 amino acids. NCBI's taxonomy places the organism in Eukaryota, Fungi, Ascomycota, Sordariomycetes, Sordariales, Lasiosphaeriaceae. The transcript has 2 exons. The record is from RefSeq and is a predicted model, not a curated record.